CUGAGGCGGGCGAGGGACGGCGCUGGUCGCUGUCCUGGGUCUUGGAGACGCCGGAGCCGGUGGCGCUGCCAGCCCUGCCCACCGGCGAGCCGAGGAGCGGCGCGGCAUGGACUGAGCGGUCCGCCGGGGUUCAGGGCCAGGGCCGGGCAGCCGCGGGCGCUUGCCAUGGGCCACGCAUGACCAUGGGGUCGCUCGGCUCCCGCCCGCCUUUCCGCCUGCUGCAGCGGCUGCUUCUGGUCCUCGUCGUCGCCCGGCACCGACCCCUCCUGCGCACUGGAGCCGCGGCCGCGGCCGAGGCCAAAUUCGGCUGCCUCUUUGAAGAUGAUCUCUGCAAAACUUAUGAAAUCUGUGUAAAUGAUGGAGUAUUUGGGAAAUGUCAACGAGUACCAGUGAUAGAUGUAAACAAGUAUGAAGUUUCACCACUGACUCUCCAGCGCUUGAGAAUUGUCUUAGAGAAGCUGCUGCACAGAGGUUUUACAUGGCAUGAUGAUUAUACACAGCAUAUUAUUGCCCGUGAACUUUCUAAUCUCCCUAAGACCCAUGACUGGCAUCUGGAAACAUUCUCAUCUGAAGAUCCUGAUUCACCCAGGAUUUCAGAACAGGGGCCUGUCAGGAAUUUGGAAAAGGAUGUGAACUUUGCCAGUUCUCCCCAACAAUACCUUGCUUACCUGGAUAUUCUUUCUCAGUCUGGAGCUCCAAAUUUAUAUUCAACAAUAAAUGCCAACAAAUCCCCUUUUAAGGUUGGCAACAUACCACCAAGGACCAUGAUCAACUAUAUGAUGCAGAGUUCUAAAGGAAAAACACCUGCUAUGAUCUAUUCAGUUCCAGCCCAUUCAAAGUAUAUUGAAAACUUUCCUGCAAGGACUUUCAGCAAAUCACAGAUGGGUACUUUUCUACUAAAGCCUGAAGAACAAUUAGACAGGAAAGGUCUACUGGUGGCACUCAAUGCAUACAUCACUCAGAAAUUGUCAGCCAAAAACCUUGAUAGACUUUCAUCAGUUAUCAGGACUAAAGACACUUCUUCCUAUGGCAGUAGGGUUAAGCCUCUUCACAUUGACCACCUUGAGGGAACAAUAUCCAAAGAAAAGCUAGGAGGAUUUGGGAUGAGACCACAGCUCCUACAGAGGCCAGUACCUGGAUUGGUGUCUGGGUCUACCCAGAAUGAUUUGAAGCUUCCCUUAACUCCAAUAGAUGAAAUAUUUAUUCAAGAUGUUCUGAGGGACCUGAAGAAACAUCAUGUGGAUGUAGAUAAGUUGAGCUCACUGGAGCUGGACAAGAUGGCUGAUAUAAUUGCUGAAGCUAUUCAAACCGUUGAUACAAACGAAGAAAAGAACAAUGCUGCUGGCAAGGUUGAAGGGGAGAGAACUGAAACAGGAGUGGAUGCUGCAGGAAAAAACGAUUAUGAGAUGGGAUUAAUGAAUGAAGGUUUUCACAUGCAAGAUGAGAGAGCAUGGAACACUAAUGCCAAGGCUGAAAAAGAGGAGGACCACUUAGGUUCAAAGGUCCCCGAUUACCUGAGUAAGAAUAUGGUAACUGAAAAUCUUCCUAGGGCAUAUUUGUCCAAAGAAUCCUUUAAAACAGAAAUGAAGAAAUCAGAGGAUUUAGAUCUCUCUUCUUCAUCUGAAGAAGUAAAGGUUGGGAUUGAAAAUGUGAAGAGUGAAACAUUCUCAAGGGAACUGAUAGCUGAAAAGAAAGCAGAGUCCGAGCCCAACUCCAAGGAGCUAACUGAGCUUCAUCACUGGAUUAAGAAUACUUGGCUUCAAGAUGAAAGUGUGUAUGAAGCAACUCAGGAAAAGAUGGGAGAAGGCCUCAAGUUAGAUGCAAAGUCUUCUAAAGAGGAAGAAUAUGGCUACAUUGUGACAGAGAAAGACCCACUGAGUGAGGAAAAAGGUUUGGACUUAAUAAAGGAAGUUGCCAGUCUUCUGAAGCUCCAGAUGACAGCAUUUGCUGAUAUCAACAUGCUGGGGCCAGCUGUGACCUUCAAAGUGCACCCAAAUGCCCUCGGUAUCACCACUGCUGAUGUUGUCAGAGCAGCAGCUGACAACAAAGAUAUGCUUGAAAAAGAUACGGGACUGAAAAUAUUGAGGAUUGGCAUGGAGAAGAAAAACAAACUGGAAUUUUUGUCCCGCCAUGCUCAGGAAGAGGAAGACACCACCAAAUUUAUUAUACUGACACUCCUCUCCGUUGCUUGCAUUUUGGGGGUCCUUAUGACUUCUGGAGCCAUCUACUGCCUCCGCCAUGGCUCUCAUCACAAACUAAAGGAGAAGUUGACAAGCCUAGGCUCUGAUACCAGCUCUGAUGCUACUGCCACUUAUCAGGAACUAUGCCGUCAGCGUAUGGCAGUGAAAACAUCAGAUCGUUCAGAGCCUCUACAGGCUUCUCGUAUUAAUAGCAUAUCUUCACAGUGUAGUGAUGGACCUAUUCCAAGUCCUUCUACUCGAAGCAGCACUUCAUCCUGGUGUGAAGAACCAGUCCAAUCUAAUAUGGACAUCUCCACUGGUCACAUGAUAUUGGCCUAUAUGGAAGACCAUUUGAAAAACAAGAAUCGUCUAGAGAAAGAGUGGGAAGCACUUUGUGCAUAUCAAGCUGAGCCUAAUGCAACUACCAUUGCACAUAAGGAAGAAAAUGUCCAGAAAAACCGCUCUCAAGUUUUGGUAGCAUAUGAUCAUUGCAGGAUAUGUUUGAAAGCUGAAAACAGCCAUGACAACUCAGACUACAUCAACGCAAGUCCAAUUAUGGACCAUGAUCCUAGAAACCCUGCAUAUAUAGCUUCUCAGGGUGCAUUGCCUUCUACUGUCACAGACUUCUGGCAGAUGGUCUGGGAAAACGGCUGUGUUGUUAUUGUCAUGCUGACACCCCUUGCCGAAAAUGGAGUCAAACAGUGCUACCACUAUUGGCCAGAUGAAGGGUCAAAUCUCUACCAUAUCUAUGAGGUAAAUCUGGUCUCUGAGCACAUCUGGUGUGAAGAUUUCCUUGUAAGAAGUUUUUACUUGAAAAACCUUCAAAGCAAUGAGACUCGGACAGUAACCCAGUUCCAUUACCUUACCUGGCAUGAUCAGCAAGUUCCUGCAUCCACAAGAUCCCUUCUGGAUUUUCGCAGAAAAAUAAACAAGUGCUACAGGGGUCGUUCUUGUCCAAUAAUUGUGCAUUGCAGUGAUGGUGCAGGAAGAGCUGGAACCUACAUCCUCAUUGACAUGGUUCUCAAUAAAAUGGCCAAAGGUGCUAAAGAAAUUGAUAUUGCUGCAACUCUGGAGCAUUUGAGAGAUCAGAGACCUGGAAUGGUCCAGACAAAGGAACAGUUCGAGUUUGCCCUGACGGCAGUUGCAGAAGAAGUGAACGCGAUACUCAAAGCACUUCCACAGUGAGCAGCCUGUUGUCUCUUGAUCGGAGGUUCCCCGUGUGGCAGGGUGGUCCCUCUGUUUCAUUAUUCUUGGUCCCGGUGAACGUUGCUGGAAACGUGACCUGCUCUUAAUUGUUUGUCUGCUGUUGUAACCACAUAUGGAUUGGUUCUUUACAAAUUUCUAUUGCCAAUUUAAGUUCCACCAAGAUGGGUAUAUUGUUCUUGUUGUGAUUUCCAGAAAUAAUAAUACGCCGAGACCUUGAGUGACAAGAACAAUCCCUCUACUGCUUUUACAUCGGUGGAGUCCUAAAUUUCACACUCGGAAAGCACAUGCACACCUUGUUAAUAGAAAAUACACACUGUUGUAGAUAAGCAGUGCAUUCAGUGUAUCUCUGGCAACAUAGCGUUCUCUUACAUUUUUUGCAACUUUUCCAAAACUGUAUAAGGGGGGGGGGCUAAUUUUUUUUUUUAAGCAUUGAGAUUGUUCUUACAAAGGCCAAGCAAGCCCACCAUACAGUGCCCCACAUUUUCAUAAACACAAGUCCGAUUUCGUAUAUAAUGAAACUAUGCCUUUCAUGCUGUGUCUUGGCAAGCUGAUGUUUUUCAGGUUGUUUUUUUUUUCACUUUUCAACUUUCUGUAAUGAAUAGAAGCAAAUCUUAAGCUCUAAGUUCAGGGCUUGCAUGAUUAUAGCAACUAUGGGGGAGAUGUUGGUUGUGUUAGCAGGAGCCCGAAUUUCCAAAAAGCACAACAAACUUUUAUUGUGCGUUGCUGCCCUAAUGGGAAGAAGGGAGGCAGAAUAAUUUAACCUCAACAGAUUUUUAAAAGCCCUCUGCUGACAGCUUGUUGAAAGCUGAUUUUCUUUCUAUUUUUAUAACUUAACGUUAUCUUUUUAAACAAUCAAAUAUGUACACUGUUUUUAAAGAUCUGAAAAGAGAUUCUUCUAGUAGCUUCUUAUCUGAUUUGAAUUGCUGGCAUUGUUAUUCUAAACUAUGGCAAAUUCUUUGAUAUAUUCCUGAAUUUGCAGAAUAAUUUAAACCUGAUAUUAUUUGCCUUCCCUUCCAAUUUCAAUUCUUUAUCACUUAUAUUACUUGCAAGUGAAUGAUUUCAGGACUGCUGCCAUUGUCUGUAAAAUAGUCUGAUAACUCUCUGUGAAACAUACUUACAAAGGGAACAUUUAGGCUCCUCUCCUAAUUGGUCCUUUGCACAUGCAGAAAUAUGUGCAAAAAGAUUUCCAUGUGCGUAGCAUUUGUUGAUUCAAGAGGAUGGAAACAAGUUGAUGGGACAUGUCUUCAUUUAUCUGAAGUGUAAACUAAAGAAAAAUACACUUCAAUUACUGUAUAGUGUGCUAGCUAUUAUUAUUUGUUUUAAGGCUUCUGGCAUUUGUUGUGAAUUUCAUUCCAAAGUGUGUGUCUGUACAUUUCCAGGAAAAUCACAGCAAUUUGUGAAUUAAAUUAUAUGUUGCAAUUCUUGGGCACAAUCCAUCCAACAGUUUCACUGGGGCUUACAAGUAUUCACCAAGCACUGCUAUGAUUUCUUCUCUCUUUGCCCUUGCAAGCUCCAAUGAAACCCAUGGGAGACCUGUAGCAGCAGCAAGUGGAGUGUUCAACCCACUGUCUCUACUGUUCAGUGUAAGCUUAAAUGCAACCUUCUAGUAAUUAAAGAAUUGUUUCAAAAAGCUUC
Candoia aspera is the source of this 5021-nucleotide messenger RNA. It is a transcript of the gene PTPRN2, whose product is annotated as protein tyrosine phosphatase receptor type N2. The transcript has 23 exons. The record is from RefSeq and is a predicted model, not a curated record. NCBI's taxonomy places the organism in Eukaryota, Metazoa, Chordata, Lepidosauria, Squamata, Candoiidae. Gene Ontology annotation, biological process: insulin secretion involved in cellular response to glucose stimulus; regulation of secretion; protein dephosphorylation. The coding region runs from base 177 to 3365 and encodes 1062 amino acids. Gene Ontology annotation, molecular function: protein tyrosine phosphatase activity. Gene Ontology annotation, cellular component: secretory granule; synapse.